AAAAGCCUGACAAUGUUUCGUGCUAGCUGGGAAAGUUCAUUGACAAAAAUAAUGAAAAAUAUUGCUAAGACAUACGUUUAAAAAACCAUAGUCCGAAGGGUUCCAAAAGCCUCAUACUUCAAAUUAAAAACUAAAAUAGGAGCUUGAAUGUCUUAAGCUUAGUUUACUUUGCGAAAGUUUGCCUAUACAUUUUGAACCGGUUUAUUAAAAUACCCUCGAUGAGAAUACCUAAUAAUUUAAAAAUAACCAAAAACAUUCUAAUUAGUAGUUGUUUGACCUUAUCGCAACAACAAUGCAAAUUCCAAAAAAAAGUUAUUGCAAAUAAAUCAGAGGAGUACCAAAUACAUUUUAAAGCUUAUAUGUAACAUUAAUAAUACCCGCCUCUGAUUUGAAUCUUUAAUGUGCCAUUCUCUUAUAAUUUAGUCUCUGACAUCCAGUUUUUAAAAGAUUAUUCAAUCUUUGUUUGUGUUGGACCAAUAAAUGAUGAAGCUGUAAGUAAAAACCCAAAGUUAACCAAUUGAAUAACUCAAAAAUUUCCUUUAGGGAAGCGGAAAUCAAAUUUUAUUUGGGUGAAACUCAACAUACAGUUAAUUCUAGCAAUGUCACCCCUCAAACCACCCUCACUAGUUAUCUCAGAGACAAGCUCCACUUUACAGCGACGAAAAAAAUGUGCCUGGAAGGCGGUUGUGGUGCUUGCAUAGUGGCAGUAGAAGUACUAGAAGCAGAUGGCACCAAAAAAGUCUUUGCAGUCAAUUCAUGUUUGGUCUCAAUUUUCUCUUGCCACGGCUGGAAAAUUUUGACCAACGAAGGCAUCGGGAAUCCGUUGAUCGGCUACCACGCCAUCCAGAAGCUUUUGGUCGAAAAUAACGGCACUCAGUGCGGAUUCUGUUCUUGUGGCAUGGUGAUGAGCAUGUACGCUUUGCACGAGUCCGGACCGAAAACCCGAGCCGAAAUUGAAAACUCUUUUGGAAGCAAUUUGUGCCGUUGCACCGGUUAUCGACCAAUUUUGACUGCUUUCAAAAAACUAGCCUCCGAUUCUGAUGAUAUAAUCGAAAUUGAUGAUGUAGAAGAUGUUGGGUUGUGUUCUAAAACGAAAUGCGCAAGCAAAUGCCAGCAAAUUUGCAAAAAAACUCCAGUUUAUUUCGAUUUGGAGCCUGCCAAAUGGAUGAAAGUUUACAAAUUGGUUGACUUAUUGGAAAUUUUGAGAACCACCGGAAAUAGGCUUUAUAUGCUUGUAGCAGGAAACACCUCAAGAGGUGUAUAUUUGCUCACUCCUAGUACCACUCCGGAAAUUUACAUCGACGUUACCGAAGUAAAAGAGCUGACUACUUAUACAGUACUAGAUACUAGUUUGAUACUAGGUGGAAAUAUGAAUUUAACUGAUACAAUGAGCCUAUUUAGGAAAAUUGCCAGGAAAAACAGAAAGUUUGUUUAUUUGGACAAAAUGGCUGAUCAUUUGGAUUUGGUUGCACAUGUACCAGUCAGAAAUAUUGGUACUCUUGCGGGCAAUUUAAUGAUCAAGCACGAUCACAACGAAUUCCCUUCGGAUGUGUUUUUGAUACUAGAAACUGUAGCAGCUACUUUAGUAAUUGUUGAUGUCGACGAAAAUGAAAUAAGAGUGUCUCCGCGAGAGUUUUUGAGAAUCGAUAUGAAGAAGAAAGUGAUAAAACAAAUACAUUUACCCGCAUACGGUUCUGAUUAUUAUUACGGAAGUUAUAAGAUCAUGCCGAGAGCUCAACAUGCUCACGCAAUGAUCAACGCAGGAUUUCUUUUGAGAAUCAACAAUUUGGGCCAAGUAAAAUCAGCCCGACUCGUUUAUGGAGCCAUAAAUCCGACAUUCGUGCACGCUUCCAAGACCGAAGCCUUACUAUUGAACAAGCCCUUGUUCAACGACAACGUAUUGCAGCAAAUUUAUCAAUCUCUGGACCAAGAGCUCAAUCCCGAUUGGGUUUUGCCAGAUCCGAGUCCGAGUUUCAGGAAACAGUUAGCGAUCAAUCUUUUUUACAAGUAUGUUUUAAGCAUUGCACCUCCACAAAAAAUAUCAGAAAGAAACAAAAGCGGAGCCACUCUGAUAUCCAGACCAGUUUCUACUGGAACUCAACAAAUUUACAGCAAACAGGAAUUGUAUCCCUUGACUCAGCCUGUUAUAAAAGUAGAAGCUCUGGCACAAGCCUCAGGUGAAGCGGAAUAUUUGCUAGACAUGCCAGACUUGCCGAACCAAUUGCAUUGUGUCUUUGUUAAAGCUCAAGCUAUUGCAGGCUCAACUAUCACCAACCUAGAUCCUGUAAAAGCCUUAAAUAAUCCUGACGUUGUAGCAUUCUAUUCGGCCAAAGAUAUUCCUGGAUUGAACAAUAUCGCUGUAGCAAACCUAAAAAUGCUUGUAGAAGAAAAAUUGUUUUGCAACGAAACUGUGCAGCAUUUUUCUCAGCCAGUGGGUAUUGUAGUAGCCACUAACCUUGAAGCAGCUGAAGCUGCAGCUAAGUUAGUCGAAAUUUCAACAACACCACCCACUAAAAAGCCUCUAUUCACGCUUCAAGAUGUUUUAGCUGCGAAUGAAACGAGCAGAAUCAAGCAUCAUACUAGUUUUGUGGCUAAAUCUAAAGGUACGGAUGUUAAGGCCGUUAUUAAAAGCAAAACUAGCCUUCGUGGCCAAUACCAUUUCCACAUGGAGACUCAAAACUGUGUGGUAAUACCAACGGAAGAUGGGCUCGAUGUUUUUCCUGGCACUCAAUUUAUGAAUGGGAUACAAGGAGCUAUAUCUCAAGUUAUUAAUAUGCCUUCGCAAAAGAUUAAUACGUUUGUGAGGCGUUUAGGAGGCGCAUUUGGAGCCAAGGUAACCAGAAAUGCCUUUGUAUCCAGUGCAGCUGCUCUGGCUGCCUUUAAACUAAACAAGCCAGUCAAAAUGUGGAUGAAUUUCCAAGAUAAUAUGGAUAUUAUUGGCAAAAGAUUCCCAUUUUAUGUUGAAUAUGAAGUUGGAGUUAAUGCUAGUGGAGUUAUCCAAUAUCUUACUGCUAAUUUAUAUACAGAUCUCGGUAUCGGAGGCAAUGAACCACUUGACCAUUUUCUGAUAGAACAAUUUCAAAACUGUUACAUUGUCGACACCUGGACCUUUGAUACUUAUGGAGUGACUACUGAUAAUGCUGCUGCAUGCUAUACCAGAGCCCCGGGUACUGUGGAAGGUCUGGCUGCAAUCGAAACUAUCAUGGACCAUAUCGCAAACACUCUCAAACUGGAUCCGGUAGCUGUGAGAAGGGCUAACAUGAAUGGACCGGCUAAUACUUUGCUGGUGGACUGUUUAGACGACUUGAUUAAAUCUGAUGAUAUUGAAAAAAGGAAGGAGAAUAUUGAACAAUAUAACCAGGCAAACAAAUGGAAAAAGAAAGGUCUCUCAGUAAUCCCAAUGAGAUUCACUUUGCAAGUAGGCCUGAACUACACCACUGUUGUAUCCAUUUACAAUUUAGAUGGUGGCGUUGCUGUAAGUCAUGGCGGUAUUGAAAUGGGACAAGGAAUCAACACAAAAGUGGCUCAAGUUUGUGCCUACAAAUUUGGCAUUCCCAUGGAGAAAGUAUCUGUAAAACCAUCUUAUAAUGUUGUUACAGCUAAUUCGGAUUUGUCCGGUGGUAGUAUUACGUCAGAAUCUGUUGUAUAUGCAUUGAUUCAAGCAUGUGACGUACUAUUAGCUCGCAUCAAACCAAUCAGAGAUAAAAACCCAAAUGCAACUUGGGAGGAACUCAUACAACUUUGCUAUUUGAACUAUGUUUGUCUUAGUGCCAACGGAUUUUACUCUCCCAAUGAACCUGGUAUACAAUCCUAUCCAAUUUUUGCUGUGAUUGCUCUAGAAGUAGAAGUAGACAUUUUGACGGGCAAACACGAAAUCCUCCGUCUGGAUGUUUUGGAAGAUGUGGGCCAAAGUAUGAGCCCCUUGAUCGAUAUAGGGCAACUAGAAGGAGCCCUUGUAAUGGGUUUAGGUUAUUAUUCCACAGAGGAGCUGAUUUUCAAUGAAGAAGGCAAACUCUUAACUAAUCGCCCUUGGAAUUAUAAAGUACCAGGAGCCAAGGACAUCCCUCAGGAUUUCAGAGUGCGAUUUUCAAAUAAGAGUUUGAAUCCCGUAGGUGUGCUGAAGUCAAAAGCUAUUGCCGAACCGCCUAUUUGUUUGACUAUAGCUUUGCCUUUAGCGCUUAGAGCUGCAGUUGCAUCGGCUAGAAAAGAAGCUUCUCCAGGAAAUACUUCUUGGUACCCCAUAGAUGGACCAUCAACUGUUGAAAAUACUUUGCUGAACAGCUUGAGUAAUUAUAAGCAAUUUAGUUUGUAGAUUUUGGUGAUUUUGAUUAAUCCAAAUUGCCCCUGGGUGUAUUUUAUCAUUAUGUAUGAAGCACGAUUUCCAAUGAAUGUGUAAAAACACAUGGAACUUGAAUUCUCUCUAGAAUUUCUAAUAAAUACAUUGUCUGAG
Molecule: messenger RNA, 4450 nt
Organism: Ceutorhynchus assimilis (cabbage seed weevil)
Lineage: Eukaryota; Metazoa; Arthropoda; Insecta; Coleoptera; Curculionidae
Source: the annotation of a GenBank genome assembly